Messenger RNA from Acanthopagrus latus (yellowfin seabream), 4151 nucleotides. RefSeq names its product low-density lipoprotein receptor related-protein 13 (gene lrp13a). Lineage: Eukaryota; Metazoa; Chordata; Actinopteri; Spariformes; Sparidae. Gene Ontology annotation, molecular function: protein binding; calcium ion binding. The record is from RefSeq and is a predicted model, not a curated record. The transcript is spliced from 21 exons. The coding region runs from base 16 to 4101 and encodes 1361 amino acids.
AUUUUGCCUGUGGCAAUGGGUGGAUGUUUGUUCCUUUGUGCAGCCUUAUUGCAGUUUUCAGGGUCCUUGCAAGUACUUGUUUCAGCUGGAAGCAGUCCUGUGAAGUGUGGCCUGGGUUUUCAACAGUGCAAGGAUGGCUCCGAGUGUAUCCUCUAUAGCCAUGUGUGUGAUGGAGAGCGUGACUGCCAGGACGGUUCAGAUGAAGAGGACUGUGACUCAGUGUGCAAUAAAGGUCAGUUCCAGUGUGCCCAUGGAAAGAUGUGUAUAGACAAAGAGCAGGUGUGUGAUGAUAUACCUCAGUGUCAGGACCGCUCUGAUGAACUGCAGUGUACGAAACAAACCGAGGGCUGUGUCCACCAGUGUGACAACAAGAGUCGCUGCCUGCCUGCGAAGCUCCUCUGUGAUGAAGAGUGGGACUGUCUGGAUGGCACCGACGAGGCCAACUGUGAGGACCAAGAGGAAGAUGGACAUGAAACGGAAGACAGGACCAGUGUCACCUCUGCACCUGUUGGCUCAUCGACACCCAUCAAGUGUCCUUUGGGCUUUAAGGCCUGCAAGGACGACUCAGAGUGUGUCCUCUACAAACACGUCUGUGAUGGAGAAGCAGACUGCAGGGAUGGAUCAGAUGAGAAGGAGUGCUCAUUAGAAUGUGAAACAGACCAGUUCCAGUGUGCCCAUGGAAAGAAGUGCAUAGAGCAGAGCCAGGUGUGUGACGGGAUGCAUCAGUGUCAGGACCGCUCUGAUGAACUGGGAUGUGCAAAGCAGAUUGAGGGCUGCGCUCAUCAGUGUGAUGACAACAGCCGCUGCAUUCCUAACAGCUUCGUCUGUGAUGGGGAGAGGGACUGCUGGGAUGGCACUGACGAGGCAAACUGUGCGGAUGAAGAAUGCAGUGCCACUGAUUUUAGCUGCACCAGUGGUCAGUGUGUGUCGGCCAAGAUGCGUUGUGACGGUCACCCAGACUGCAGGGAUCGCUCAGAUGAGGAGGGCUGCACAAUCGCAGUGGCCUGCACCACCAAGCACCGCUGCCCCCAGAGUAAGGAGUGUCUGGUGCAGGAGUGGAUCUGUGAUGGAGAUCAAGACUGCAAAGAUGGCACAGAUGAGAAGGAUUGUCCCGUUGCUCCAGUGACCUGUGGCGAGUUCCAGUGGUCGUGUAAAUCCAAGACAAAGUGUAUCCCCACCGGCUGGCGGUGUGAUGGCAUGAAGGACUGUGGUGACGGCAGUGAUGAGACUGAAUGUGGUAUGAUGCCAUGCCUCCCGCACCAGUUCCAAUGUGGCAGCCAGGAGUGUCUGGAGCCAGUCCUGGUGUGCAAUGGCAUUACCAACUGUGCAGACGGCUCGGAUGAGGGAGGCAGCUGCCAGAUGAAAUGUGCAGAUGUAGACAGCCGCUGCGCUCAGGACUGCUACAGCACACCACAGGGAACGCGUUGUCGCUGCAUGGCAGGGUUCAGGCUCAUGGAGGACGGGCUGACCUGUGCUGACAUUGAUGAGUGUGAGCGCUCAGGUGUGUGCAGUCAGGUGUGCAUCAACACUCCAGGCUCAUUCCAGUGUGACUGUCAGCCAGGCUACAUAAAGGAGGCAGGUGGACACCACUGCAAAAUCACCGGUGAACCCUUCCUGAUGUCAUCGGUCCAAACAGACCUCUUCUUGCUUGGCCUGCGCAGUGGCAGCCUCGAUGUGCUGUCCUCCUCUGCCAAGAAGGCCAUUCUGUCCCUGGACUACGACUGGAGGGAGCAGAGGGUCUUCUGGGUCAGCCUGGACACUGAGAGCAUCAGGUGGUCCUCGCUGGACCAGAAGACCACAGGAACACUGAUUAAAGGUGUCCGGGCUGAUUCUGUAGCCGUGGAUUGGCUCGGGAGGAACCUGUACUGGAUUGAUGGUGUGAACAGUCAGAUUGUUGCCGUCAGACUGGUGACAACCACUAUGAAGUCCCUGGACCACAGCGUCAUCCUGGAUGAAGACCUGGAUCAACCUCGCUCUCUGGCACUGCUGCCACAGAAAGGGCUGAUGUUCUGGACAGAGAUUGGUAACGUAGUGAAGAUCGAGCGUGCUGGGAUGGACGGGUCGGAGAGGAAGGCUGUGGUGAACUCCAGUUUGGGCUGGCCGGGUGGUGUGGCUGUGGACGCCAUCUCUGACAGAGUCUACUGGACAGAUGAGAGGCUGAAAUCCAUUGGCUCUGCAACACUGGAUGGAGAGGACAUUCGGAUUCUGCAGAUGAAGGAGACCACCAACCCGUUCUCCCUGGCAGUGUUCAAUGACAUGCUCUACUGGUCUGAUGCUAAGAAGCGAGUGGUGCUGGCUGCUCAUAAAUUCUCUGGCAAAAACCAUCAAAUUCUCCUUAAAAGGCCGAGGCAACCUUUUGGUGUGAAGAUAAUCCAUCCAUUGCUCCAGAUGGCCAUUGACAGCCCCUGUGAGAAGAUGAAGUGUUCCCACAUGUGUGUGUUGGCCCCGGGACCAAAGGCCGUGUGCAAGUGUCCGUCUGGCCUUUUAUUGGCUGAGGACGGCCUGACCUGCUCCAGCUUGGUCAAUUCAGCAUUCCUGCUGAUGCUGUCUCCCUCCACAGUCACACAGAUCUACUUGCAGUCCCGACACACAGCAGCAGAGCUGAAGGGCUGGCCUGAACACCUGGCCCUGCAGGUGCCCAGCAUCAAUGAGGCGGCCAACAUGGACUACAGCCUACGUGACCACACCCUGUAUUUGACGGAUGACGGCACGACUUCACUCAGCUCCUUCAGGCUCAGGGACUCAGAUUUGUUCCCUCAGGGCCACCUUCUAAAACUCUUGGGUGACACCAUCACCGCCAUGGCCCUGGACUGGGUGACUCUUAACAUCUACUGGAGCAGCAACAAGCAGCUCCGCCUGCAGGUCACCUCCAUCACAGCCGCACACACAGCUGUUCUUAUAAAGGAAGGCAUCGGUAGGGUGGAGUCCAUCGCCCUCCAUCCUUCCAGUGGAAGAGUUUGCUUCACCAACCUGGGCCCGCAGGGGCUGGGUACCAUGGCUACUGUGGAAUGUGCUCACAUGGACGGUGCUGGGCGGAGAGUGGUGUGGAAAGAUGCUGUCCAGCCUGCAUCUGUGACCUUCUCCAGUAAUGGGGAUACAAUUUACUGGGCUGACACUGGUUUGGGGACCAUUGGCUCUGUACAGCUUGAUGGAUCUGGUUACAGAGAGUUGAAGGCUGGUGAUGGCCUGGCUGCCGUGGCUCUGAGUGAUGACACACUGCUCUGGAUGACCGUCAGUGGUAAUGGCUUAUUGUACAAGACCAGGCUCUGGUUCAAAGAUGAGGACCAGCAGAACAAGUUGUGGUUUGAGGUCGGCACACAGGUGGUCAGCUUAAAGGUGUUCAGCAAGUCCAGUCAAACCGGUUCAAACCAAUGCUCAGAAUACAAUGGCGGCUGCCAGCACUUGUGCCUCGCCACACCGGGAGGUCGGAUGUGCAAGUGUGCCUAUGACUACAUCAAUGUGAAUGCCACGCACUGCAGCCCAGAGCAGCGCUGCCCAGGUGGAAACAGACCCUGUCUGGAUCAACUCUCAUGCCAACCUGCUGAGAAGUUCUGUAAUGGGCAUGUUGACUGCUUAGACCACUCGGAUGAGAACUGUGUUAGUCUGAAGCAGUGGUCUGGAGCCAAGGUCCUUGCUCCCACCCAGCCCCGCAGCUCCUCUCCUCCACCCUCCCUUUUAUCUCCAGUCACUGGCCCGAACACCACCCUGAACAUAAACAGUCUCCUCAUGAACCUGGAUGCCCAAGAGUGCAGCCAAAGACGCUGCAGUGGCAAUGGACACUGUGUGGAGACCAGUGGACAGAUUGCAUGUGUGUGUUCACUGGGCUACAUUGGUGAUUCCUGUCAGGACCAUAUCCUAAAGACCAUGCAGGGUCCCAUUGUGUACGGUGCAGCAGGGCUCUGUGCAGGAGUGGUGGUUAUUGCUGUGAUGGCAGUGAUGGUGAAGAGGAGGAAGAGUGCCAACACGAGAAGAUCUAGCCCAGCAUCAGCGAAGGAAACAAGUAUGACUGACCUGGAGAACAAAGCUGAGACCACCCCAAGUACACAAACUUCUCCAGCAGACGCAGACAAACCAGAGGAAGCGGUGUCUUCUGAGGCCUGAGGCUGAUUCAUGGGCCAGCAACGUUUUUAAAUAAACAGUUUGCAUUUUCA